Messenger RNA from Drosophila subobscura, 1368 nucleotides. It is a transcript of the gene grnd, whose product is annotated as protein grindelwald. Lineage: Eukaryota; Metazoa; Arthropoda; Insecta; Diptera; Drosophilidae. The transcript is spliced from 3 exons. Bases 525 to 1259 code for a protein of 244 amino acids. The record is from RefSeq and is a predicted model, not a curated record.
UGGCCAGUAACGAGUUGAGUGUGGCUCAAACGAGUCGAACAAAACGGAUAACAAAAAAAAAACGCGUUUGAAAAGUGCAAGAAUUGUAGAAAGUUAACAAACAAAACAAUUUGAUAAAUAAAUAAAAAGUGCAACCACAGAAAGUGUGAAAAAUGUGUUCAAACUGCUGGAAAAGCUGAUGAAAAAUCGACUGAAAGUUGGCCAAGAUAAAACUCGUUUGCACAAACGCACACACAGAUACGCAGAAACGCACACCAAUGCAGCAAGAGACUUACGUUGGGAGUCUGAAAGCCAAUACAAAACAAUUAAAAUAAAAGAAGUUAAGUCAGUCGGCGUCGGCGUCCUAUGAAUCAUCCGUCGAGAAAAUAACUUCGAGCAGAGUGAAGCUCAUCCCCGCCCCCACCCAGUUAUGUAAGCUGAAGCGAACAACAGAAGCGGAAAUAACGGAAACAGCAACAAAUAUUUGUGUACAACAAUCACCCACUCAGCUAAUCAAUCAAUCAAUCAAAGCGAAACCGUUGCACAUGUCUGGCAAGGAAAUGCGUCCAUUGUCGCUCUCCAUAGGCGCCUCAUUGCUGCCCAGCUUCUCGCUGGUCACAGCCUCACAGGAUGGCGGAAUGCACAAGGAUUGCCAUGGCAAGAUCUGCAAUCCCGUGGAGGAAUACUGCUCGGUGUUUAGCGAGGCCUGCGACUCGUGUGCCACAAUUUGUGAUGCCAAAUCUCACAACUACCAAGCGGACACAUGCGCCAAGGAGUGUUCAGGCAAGUCCUACAACAGAUACGAACCCCUUAAGGCGGAAAUUCAUAAUAUACAGAGCAACCAGCAAUUGAUUUUGAUCCUGCUGAGCAUACUCCUCAUCCUCAUAGCCAUCCGUUAUGCCUACAAGGGUCUACGCUGGCUGCUGCGCAAGCGAUGUGUCCAGCAGAUGCUGCAGCGUUAUCAGACCAAGUCCUAUCCACAUGCAGGGACGGCUAAUGGCAAGGAUCUCAAUGCCACGACCAUCCAGAAUCUCAGUGCCAUUCGUCAUGGCAGCGACAUUGAGCGGGCGCCGUCACAGAUCUACAGUGUGGCCGGUAAGUGCGCUGCCGAGGGUUCCGUGCUGACACUGACGACGCCAGUGAGCACUCGCUACCCGGCCGAAAAUAGCACCACGCCGACUACGGUGGUGACUGAAAUUGGUUAUGGAUAUGAUAAUCAGGCCAUGGUUGUGACGCCGGUUUCCGAGAAGCCAACAACUGCCACAACGGGCGCUUUCUAGACUCCUUCCCUACGACAGACAAGCGAGCGCAGAAUGUGCAUCACAUUGAAACUAGUGAUAUUUUGUAGUUAAUUAAGCAAAAAGUCUUCGAAUGAUAUUGAAAAUACAG